AUGCACAUCAGUAUCUGCUCGUAUUCGCUUUCCGUGGUCAUGUCAGCUCUAUACCAAGGCGCGGACGCUUCCUCUCCGGAUAAAUUUCUGGCCUUGAAGGACGUGAGGGAAGUGAAGGAGGAAACGACGCUGGAUGAGAAGCUCUAUCUCCUGGCCUGCGAGAAAGGUGACUACUACAUGGUGAAGAAGUUACUUGCGGAAAACCGGCAUGGCGAGCUCAACAUUAACUGCGUGGACGUUCUGGGAAGAGAUGCAAUCACCAUUACUAUUGAAAACGAGAAUUUGGACAUACUGCAGCUGCUGUUAGACCAUGGUUGCCAGGCCACAGAUGCCUUGUUGGUGGCCAUUGACUCUGAGGUGGUUGGAGCCGUAGACAUUCUUCUCAAUCACAGGCCGAGACGAUCUUCCAAACCAUCCAUUGCGAAACUGAUGCAGCGGAUCCAGAACCCAGAGUACUCCACCACCAUGGACGUGGCUCCGGUGAUCCUGGCCGCGCACAGGAACAACUAUGAGAUCCUGACCAUGCUGCUGAAGCAGGACAUCUCUCUGCCCCGGCCUCAUGCGGUGGGCUGCGAGUGCACCCUCUGCAACGCCAAGAACAAGAAGGACAGUCUGCGCCACUCCAGGUUCCGGCUGGACAUUUACCGCUGUCUGGCCAGUCCCUCGCUCAUCAUGCUGACGGAGGAGGACCCCAUUUUGAGAGCGUUUGAACUCAGUGCUGACCUGAAGGAGCUGAGUUUGGUGGAAGUGGAGUUCAGGAACGACUACGAGGAGCUGGCAAAGCAGUGUAAGAUGUUUGCCAAGGAUCUGCUGGCUCAGGCUCGAAACUCCCGAGAGCUGGAAGUCAUCCUCAAUCACACGUCCAACGAGGAUCACGUCAACAAACGAGGCCUGAUGGAGGAACGCAUGAACCUGAGCCGCCUCAAGCUCGCCAUCAAGUACAAUCAGAAAGAGUUUGUGUCCCAGUCCAAUUGCCAGCAGUUCCUGAACACCGUAUGGUUUGGGGAGACGGCCAGUUACCGCCGUAAGCACACGUGUUUGAAGAUCGCCACGGUGCUGAGUGUGACCGUGCUCUGGCCCCUGCUCUCCGUCUGUUACCUGCUGGUGCCUCGCUCCAGGGUGGGACAGAUCAUCCACACGCCCUUCGUCAAGUUCAUCAUCCACAGCGCCUCCUACCUGACCUUCCUGCUGCUGCUCAACCUGUACUCGCUGGUCUACAACGAGGGCAUGAAGAACACCAUGGGCCCCGCGCUGGAGAUGAUCGACUACCUGCUCAUUCUCUGGAUCAUAGGCAUGGUGUGGUCGGACGUGAAGCGCUUGUGGUACGAAGGCCUGGAAGACUUUCUGGAAGAGUCGAGAAACCAGUUGAGCUUUGUGAUGAAUUCGCUUUACCUCGCCACAUUUGCCCUGAGGAUUGUGGCUCACAGCAAGUUCAAGAAUGUGGCCGACACGGAGAGGAAGAACUGGGACGCAUUCCAUCCCAUCCUAGUGGCCGAGGGUCUGUUUGCUUUCGCCAACGUCCUGAGUUACCUGCGACUUUUCUACAUGUACACCACCAGCUCCAUCCUGGGGCCGCUGCAGAUCUCUAUGGGCCAGAUGCUGCAGGAGUUUGGGAAGUUCCUGGGCCUCUUUCUCUUGGUUCUGUUUUCGUUCACCAUCGGAAUGACCCAGCUGUACGGAACCGAGAUGAGAGACCGCGACAAGAAGCCGCCCAAAGACUGUGAGGGCAUCUUCUGUGAACAGCAGAGCAACGACGCCUUCCACUCGUUUAUGGGGACAUGCUACGCUUUGUUCUGGUACAUUUUCUCCUUGGCCCACGUCGCUCUCUUCGUCACCCGCAUCAGCUACACCGAGGAGCUGCGUUCCUUUGUGGGCGCCAUGAUCAUCGGCACGUACAACAUCGUGGUGGUCAUUGUGCUGACCAAGCUGCUGGUCGCCAUGCUGCACAAGAGCUUCAGGCAGAUAGCUAAUCACGAGGAUAAGGAGUGGAAGUUUGCCAGGGCCAAGCUGUGGCUAAGCUACUUUGACGACAAGUGCACCCUGCCUCCGCCGUUCAACAUCCUCCCCUCUCCCAAAACUGUGUGCUACUUGGUGACCAGCAUGAGGAAGUGGAUCUGUUCACAUACGUCCAAAGGCAAAGUCAAAAGACAGAACAGCCUCAAGGAAUGGAGGAACCUAAAGCAGAAACGGGACGAGAACUACCAGAAGAUCAUGUGCUGCCUGGUUCACCGAUACUUGACCUCGACGCGGCAGAAGAUGCAGAGCAUGGACCAGGCCACAGUGGAAAACCUCAACGACUUGAGACAAGAUCUGUCCAAAUUUCGCAACGAGAUGAGAGACCUGCUGGGCUUCCGGACGUCCAAAUAUGCCAUGUUCUAUCCCAGGAGCUAA
Molecule: messenger RNA, 2391 nt
Organism: Knipowitschia caucasica
Lineage: Eukaryota; Metazoa; Chordata; Actinopteri; Gobiiformes; Gobiidae
Source: the annotation of a GenBank genome assembly